CAUGAAGGCUUCUGCGUGUGUCGUCUUGCUUGCGGCAGUGUUGGGGGCAAGUGCUCAUGGCGAUCAUGGAGAAGAGGGACAGGAGGAGCCUGGGCACGAUAAUUACGCGGCGAGGCAUAUGGCUAAGGAACAUCAUAUCGAUGACUUUGACAUGGAAUCUUUCUUCCACCUGCACGACCUCGAUCGCAACCUUUUCCUGACCGUAGACGAAAUCGCAGCAAUCUACGGCGUGCACCAUGAGAUAUCUAAGAAGCACGAAUCGUCCGUUUCCGAAGACGCACAUUCGGAGAAGGCGAAGGAGAUUGUAAACAGCGUGUUGACGGCGAUGGACAAGGACCAGGAUGGGCAGAUCUCGCUCAAGGAGUUUGUUGAAGCGGGUCCGGCGGGACUACCAGAUUUCGCAAAACUAGGAGCGGAUGGGCAUCACUACGAUAGUGAAUCGGAGUACUUCCUCCAUCACGAAGAGAUCUAUCAUUCCACACCCGAGACACAGACAGACGAGUCCUACAAUCACCUUGAAGACAUCGAACAUUUCACGAACCACGAGGCGAUCGAGAUUGAGGAACAGAACAGGGAGCGCAAGUUCCAGGGCCUACCACCAUUGGACGCGCAUGGGAACCCUCCUCCAGAGGAGCUCGCCCAGGCCCAUACCCAGGCAGAAGCAGACGCUGCUGAGCCGCUAGCGCAGCCAGGGGAGGGCCAACAGGUACUUCAAGGGCUGGGUGAGGAGGCUAAGAAACCCAGAUUUGAUCGGGGGCGGAAAGAGGAAGAUGUGCAUGAUAAGUUUUCGGGCGCGGCUGAUGAGGCAAGCAAGAAGGAGCAAUGGGGCGAGGGAGAAGAGGGAUUCAAGCGGCCUAGGACACCGGCGGAUAAACUGAGGCGGAACCUGCCAUACAAGUACAAAUUCCGUCGCUCAUGGUCAGAUUUCUGAGCCUGCUCUCCACUUUCCCCUGUCUCACCUCUCACCCCAUGCGCCAUCCCACUACCUCGCACGACGUCAAAGUGCCCGGAGCGCACACUACCUGCGCACCUGGAGGAAAUAUCGACAUCGAUCAUGGGAGAAAUCGGGGGAAAGAAACGAAGUAGAUCUCUGUCUCUGUCUCUAUGCGGGAACAUGUUAUCCAUCUCUUUGUCACUUGGUCUUCGAGUUUUUUCGUUCUUAUCUCUUUGCCUCGUGAUUGG
Dacryopinax primogenitus is the source of this 1182-nucleotide messenger RNA. RefSeq lists its product as uncharacterized. The record is from RefSeq and is a predicted model, not a curated record. Gene Ontology annotation, cellular component: extracellular exosome; endoplasmic reticulum-Golgi intermediate compartment. The annotation marks the transcript as partial. NCBI's taxonomy places the organism in Eukaryota, Fungi, Basidiomycota, Dacrymycetes, Dacrymycetales, Dacrymycetaceae. The transcript has 7 exons. Gene Ontology annotation, molecular function: calcium ion binding.